AGCAUGAGAUGACGAGUCAAUAGAUCGAUCUUUUCCACACUGCUGGUACCCGCUGCGUUUUAGACUUUGCUAAAAAAUGGUUAAAAGUUUCAUUCACUGAUAACAUUUUUCAAAGUUUUACCGUGUUGCUAUUGAAGUUCUUGUCUACUUUGAAGUGGCAUUUUUGUGGUCCCGUAAAGAGCUUUAGAAAUGCUAAGCUUUCGAAGGAAAAUAGCAGUUUUUGUUGCUACGAUUGCUGUGUGUUUUGCGAAACCGUCAUUUGAGAAACUGCACCCAAAUAGAGACGAAAUAUUUCAGAUCAAAACUAUGAGUUCCAAAGCAUCGGGUGUUGGAAAGACUCUCUUGAUCAUAAAGCACUGCUUCCUCUUGAGAAGAAACAUCCUCUUCUCAUGGACGGACACGGCGAGGCUCGAACAAACGCACUCAUGAAGUGCGCUGAAGCUGCGUUAGACAUGAAAAUGAAAAUCUUCGCCCUUCAAAAUGGCGGGGAGUGCAUGGCCGAAGAAGAUGGGGAAAGGAAGUAUGACCAUUUCGGCAUGUCUAACUUGUGUCAUGGUGAUGGUCUUGGUGGACCUUACGUCAACGAGGUUUACAGGUUCCUAGGCAAUAAUGUUGUCUCUCGCGAUGGUUUCUAUUCUGAUUGGGGAGAUUGGGCACCCUGUAGCGUAACCUGCGGUGAGGGGGUUGAGACGAGAAUAAGGACAUGUACCAACCCAGAACCGUCUGGAGGAGGUAAAGAUUGCUCGAAGUUUGGACCAGCGUCCGAAUCACGAAAAUGCGUAUCAAACUGUUAAAUGAGAAAAUUGAUUUUCUCGUACUGUUUUGUUCCAUCUCAAUGGCGCCAAGGAAAUUUGUCAAAUAUAAUUGGUAAAAUAAACAAAAAUCGAACAAUUUUGUUGUAAAUUAAUACUCGUAAUAUACAAUUAACAUGCAUUUCAAUGUAAAUUAAUUAAUCUCGUUAACGAUUCAUUAACAAUUCGAGCGUCAUAUCACCA
Messenger RNA from Xenia sp. Carnegie-2017, 995 nucleotides. RefSeq names its product complement component C7-like. The transcript is spliced from 5 exons. Lineage: Eukaryota; Metazoa; Cnidaria; Anthozoa; Malacalcyonacea; Xeniidae. Bases 390 to 794 code for a protein of 134 amino acids. The record is from RefSeq and is a predicted model, not a curated record.